UCUUUCAACUUCUAAAACCUUACUCUCGAAGACUCCUCUCUUUUUACACAUUUUACAUUCACCAAAAGAAAAAACCUUUUGUUUCCUCUACGUGAAUAAGAAGAAUCUCAAGAGCUAAUUUAUCAAGAAUGACGAGGCUCAAGCAAUUGUGGUCAAGUGUUUUAGUGCUAGCCGUGGUUGUGAUCGGAGCUAGAGCUGUGCCCAUCACAUAUCUUGAAUCCGCGGUGGCCAAAGGAGCUGUGUGUUUGGAUGGUAGUGCACCGGCGUACCAUUUCGAUAAGGGAUCUGGCUCAGGAGUGAACAAUUGGAUCGUUCAUAUGGAAGGAGGAGGAUGGUGCACUGAUAUAGCUACAUGCGUACAACGUAAAAGUACUAUGAAGGGUUCUUCUAAGCUUAUGAACAAAGACUUUGGAUUCUCUGGUAUCUUGGGCGGCAAGCAAAGCACCAAUCCAGAUUUUUACAAUUGGAAUAGAAUCAAAGUUCGAUAUUGCGAUGGUUCAUCUUUCACUGGCGAUAUUGAAGCUGUUGAUCCGGCAAAUAAGCUGUUCUUCCGCGGUGCUAGGGUAUGGCGUGCAGUGAUCGAUGAUCUUAUGGCUAAGGGAAUGAACAACGCUCAAAACGCAAUACUUUCGGGUUGUUCAGCCGGAGCAUUGGCUGCGAUUUUACAUUGCGACCAAUUCAAGUCCAUCCUCCCUAAAACAGCUAAGGUCAAAUGUGUUUCUGAUGCCGGUUACUUCAUCCACGGUAAGGAUAUCAGUGGAGGAUCUUACAUCCAAUCGUAUUACGGCAAAGUUGUAGCGACCCACGGAUCUGCAAAGAGUCUGCCUGCUUCUUGCACCUCAACCAUGAAGCCCGAAUUGUGUUUCUUCCCUCAAUACGUUGCAAAGGCCUUGCAAACACCACUUUUCGUCAUCAAUGCUGCCUUCGAUUCUUGGCAGAUCAAGAACGUUUUGGCGCCAACCUCUGUUGAUAAAAGCAAAGCGUGGAAGACUUGCAAGCUUGAUCUCAAGAAGUGUACGGCCGCUCAGCUUCAAACUGUUCAAGGAUAUAGAGACCAAGUGUUGGCUGCGUUGGCACCUGUUCGAGCAGCAACAACAAGCGGAUUGUUCUUAGACUCGUGCCAUGCUCAUUGCCAAGGUGGAAGUGCUGCCACUUGGUCCGGCGAUAAAGGUCCCACUGUCGCCAAUACGAAAAUGGCUAAGGCAGUUGGAGAUUGGUUCUACGAGAGGAGUACGUUUCAGAACAUAGAUUGUUCAUCGCUGAAUUGCAACCCUACUUGUCCUGCAGUAUCUACUGAAGACUAGAAUUUUAUUAUACACUGAUGUUUUAAAAUUGAAAAAAUUUAUUCAUCUUUGGAAUAUUGUUCUUGAAAUUUAAAAAUACAAUUUUUAUUACAUUCGAAUAAAAUGAAUUAUUUGCAAUAUAAUACUUCUACAA
This is a messenger RNA of Camelina sativa (false flax), 1437 nucleotides long. Its product is annotated as pectin acetylesterase 11. Gene Ontology annotation, cellular component: plant-type cell wall. Lineage: Eukaryota; Viridiplantae; Streptophyta; Magnoliopsida; Brassicales; Brassicaceae. The record is from RefSeq and is a predicted model, not a curated record. Gene Ontology annotation, biological process: cell wall organization. Gene Ontology annotation, molecular function: pectin acetylesterase activity.